AAUUCGCUCAGUCUUCCGAAAGAAAUACGACAGUGAACAUAUUUGACGUGCAAUUGCUUUUGCAAGAAUAUUAAAGUACGUUUUCAGUGAGAAAUCGAACGAAAUGACCGACGCAACAAAAUUGGUAGAAUUCAUGGAGCUAGUAGGCAGACUGAAGCAUGUCAAAAGGACGGGGUGGAUACUUAGCAAAGUAACAGAACCUGAAACUAUUUCUGGACACAUGUAUCGUAUGGCUAUGCUAUCCUUUCUGGUCGACAAUAAGGAAAAUUUAGACAGAGUAAAGAUAAUGCAAAUGACUUUGAUUCAUGACCUGGCGGAGUGCAUUGUUGGAGAUCUUACACCGCAUUGCGGAGUUUCCCCAGAAGACAAGCAUAAGCUGGAAGAUGAAGCGAUGCAAAAGAUCUGCGAUCUUCUAGGCGACAAGGGACCUCAAAUGUUGACGAUAUUCAGGGAGUACGAAGAUCAACAAACUCCGGAGGCUCAAUAUGUCAAAGACUUGGACAGGCUGGACCUAAUAAUGCAGGCAUUUGAGUAUGAAAAACGCGAUGCCACGCCUGGAAAGUUACAGGAAUAUUUUACUGCUACAAAUGGAAAGAUAAAGCAUCCAUUCGUUAAACGAUUAGCAGAAGAAGUUAACACGCAAAGAGAUGCCUUAGCAAACAUUCCAUGUAACGAUAAGUCAUAACCUUGAAUUAUAAAUUGGGGGUCGUUUUUCAGGUAUAUUGUACUAGCGACUCUGCAUAAUAAGGCUCAAGACUAUCGGAAUGUUGUCUGUGCUUAACUAAUAAAAUUUAGGAGAAUUAUGUCUUAGACCAGUAUUUGGGUUUUAGAAAAAAUGGUUUGCUGAAAAUAUAUAGUUCUGCUACUUGCAGAUGAAGGAAAUAAAGCUUGUCGUUACCUUAAAGCUCACAACGGCUUUCAGUUCUAUUUCAAACGUGUCUAAGAUAAUACAGCUAUGAUGCAGUAAUUUCAGAUUCAGCAAUAUUCUCGAAUUGCUCAUCUUUUAAAACCUUCGGCAGCAGGCUAAGCCCUACCAGAGUUUUGUUUUAUUCGUACCAGGAACUAUAGUUUCCACUUUUGAAAGAAAUAUGAUUGAAUAUUUUCAGUAUAACAGAUUUCAAUCUGGAUACAGAUGUAAGAAAAUUAUUAUAGUAUUAAAAGAAUACAGCGUCAGCUUUUUGAGUUGCGAAUCGUAUUUACUUUGCAACAUAACUUAUUCUCCAUCAAGUUCUUUUAAUUAUGUAAGAUAAAUAAUCUUACAGUCAAAUUUUUAUUAUCUGUACCCAAAAAAAAACAAACUGCAUAAUCAUAAUGAAGUGAAAUAUAUAGUAAUAUAUAAAUUAUGAAGUCUUUUUUAAACUGAACUAUUAUAUUCGGUUCUAUUAUGUAAGUACAAAUAAACGAUAGGUAACUAUAUUUGAGAAUAUUUUCGUGCAAACCAUGUGUGAGACAACUGUGC
This is a messenger RNA of Diprion similis, 1459 nucleotides long. RefSeq names its product 5'-deoxynucleotidase HDDC2. The transcript is spliced from 4 exons. The coding region runs from base 104 to 685 and encodes 193 amino acids. NCBI's taxonomy places the organism in Eukaryota, Metazoa, Arthropoda, Insecta, Hymenoptera, Diprionidae. Gene Ontology annotation, cellular component: cytoplasm. Gene Ontology annotation, molecular function: 5'-deoxynucleotidase activity. The record is from RefSeq and is a predicted model, not a curated record.